Messenger RNA from Eptesicus fuscus (big brown bat), 1381 nucleotides. It is a transcript of the gene TMEM243, whose product is annotated as transmembrane protein 243. Lineage: Eukaryota; Metazoa; Chordata; Mammalia; Chiroptera; Vespertilionidae. The transcript is spliced from 5 exons. The record is from RefSeq and is a predicted model, not a curated record. Bases 532 to 888 code for a protein of 118 amino acids.
CGACAGCGGCGCGGGGUCCCGGCCCGGAGCUCCGAGGGGAACCCGCCGCGCGGCUCCCGGACCGGACCGUGCGCCCGCUCUCCGCCGGCCCGAGAGCUCUCUAGCCGGCCCGCGCGCCCCAGCCUCGGCACCGAGUCCCGCGCGGGUGUGGACGCGGGACCCGCGGCCCCCAGCGCGGCCGGGACUCUCCGGCGGGCGGGCGGGCGGCCGGGGGCGCCGAGGUGUGGCCUGCGGGCGCGGGGCGGGCGCCCCGGAAGGGCGGCCAGUCUGUGCGGGGCUGAGGCGGGAUUCUCCGCACGGAGCGCGAGGAGAGCGGCGGAAGCUGCUGAGGAUGCGGCGGCGAGCGGGGCUCGGGCGGAGCGGCCUGGCCCCCCGCGUCUGAGCGCCCGCCGCCGGGACCGCCCGGGCGCCCGGGGCCGGCGAUGUGUGCCCCCCGCUGACCAGGCGGCGCGGGGAGCCCGGACCGGAGACUUCGGGCGGGAAUGCUGGCUCGGUGCUGAGUGACUUCGGGGAGAGCGAAGAAGCCCCAACAUGGAGGACUUUUCUACCAGGACCUACGGCACCAGCGGUCUGGACAACCGGCCGCUGUUCGGGGAGACGUCGGCCAGGGAUCGAAUCAUCAAUUUAGUUGUUGGCAUCUUAACAUCCUUAUUGAUUCUAGUAACGCUGAUCAGUGCUUUUGUUUUCCCUCAACCACCUCCCAAACCAUUGAAUAUAUUUUUUGCUGUCUGCAUCUCUUUGAGUACUAUUACUGCCUGCAUACUUAUCUACUGGUAUCGACAAGGAGACUUAGAACCGAAAUUUAGAAACCUAAUUUACUAUAUCUUAUUUUCUAUCACCAUGUUAUGUAUAUGUGCGAACCUGUACUUCCAUGAUGUGGGAAAGUGAGGCUGCCAAGGAGAAAAUACUUACCAGGUCUCUUCAAAGCUAUACAUUAGGACUGUGAAUAAAAGCUGGAUAAGGUAUGCUGAAGAAUCUCCUGCACAAGUCUGAUACAUGAUUUUCAUGUUAAUUGUAAAUCUAAAUCCCCUCUUGCAGGGGAGACAUUAUAUAGAUCACUUUGCUUUUUUAAGGAGCUGAUGUUGCACUUAAACAUUCCAACCCUUAAAGCUCAAACAGCACAAGUGAUUUUCACUUUUGAAAUUGAAAUUUUUUAUAAUGUAAUGGCAUGGCGAAAGGCUAUGUAACAAUCAAUCUUGCAUUUUAAGACAAAUAUUCUUUUAUUUCUGUUAAACUGAAUAUACAAUUAUUGUUCCCUAGGCAACCAACUCUUGCUUAAAACUACAAUUUGUUUUCACAUUAACAAAACAGAGACGGGUGAAAAGACAAUUUGAUUGUGAAGAUCUAAUUACAAUAAUAAAUAAAAUAAUUUAUACAAGGU